GAGGAGGAGGAGGAAGACGACAAAGAGUUGCGCCUCUUUCUCCCGUGCCAACUGCACGCAGCCUUGCUAACAUAUGCUGCGAUGCGCAGCCCACUUUUUGGCACGAGGAGGAGGAUGAUGACGACGAUGAAGAAGAGGAGGAGGACGCGCGGUGAGCCUGUGCGGGAAAGCCCGGCGACGCCUGCAUCUUGGAUAUGAGACAAGGAAAAUGUCUUUCACGGGAAGAUGCUCAAAAGGAUGAAGAAGGUCCCGGAGGACUCGGCAAGACUUGGAGGCAUGACCUCCACGUGGUUGCCGCCGCUCCUCCUCCUCCUCGCAGCGCUCAGCGCAAGGUGUGUGUCAUCAGACUACGAGGAGGACUACGAGGACGCGACGGUCCAGCAGAUGUUAGCAUCCAAAUCUCAGCAGUCGGACGCCACAGAGAUCCUCAACGGGCUCCUCAAGGAGUACGACCGCAAGCUCAGGCCCGACAUUGGAGUGAAGCCAACGGUCAUCGACGUGGACAUAUUUGUCAACAGCAUCGGACCCGUGUCCUCCAUUAACAUGGAAUACCAAAUCGACAUCAUCUUCGCGCAGACGUGGACCGACAGUCGUCUGCGCUACAACAGCACCGUGAAGAUCUUGACGCUGAACAGCAACAUGUUGGGCCUCAUCUGGCUGCCCGACACCAUCUUCAGGAACUCCAAGAAUGCCGACGCCCACUGGAUCACCAUGCCCAAUCAGCUGCUCAGAAUAUGGAACGACGGCAAGAUACUUUACACUUUAAGGCUGACCAUAAAUGCGGAGUGCCAGCUGCAGCUUCACAACUUUCCCAUGGACCAACAUUCGUGUCCGCUCAUCUUCUCCAGCUACGGGUACCCUCAAGACGAGAUGGUCUACAAGUGGAGGAGGAACUCGGUGGAGGCGGCCGACCAAAGGUCCUGGCGCCUCUACCAGUUUGACUUCAUGGGCCUCAGGAACACCACAGACAUCAUCAAGACCACAGCAGGCGACUACGUGCUGAUGACGGUGUAUUUCGAGCUGAGGAGGCGCAUGGGCUACUUCACCAUCCAGACGUACAUCCCGUGCAUCCUCACCGUGGUGCUGUCCUGGGUCUCCUUCUGGAUCAAGAAGGACGCCACGCCCGCCAGGACCGCUCUGGAACUACUCGGUCCUGGACGUGCGGCGGCCCCCUCCUCACACGGUGGUGGCCCUGAACAUCUCGACGUAUUGGCAGGACUUGGACGACACGUGCGCCUCCCGCUGUCUGGACGGCAAAGACUGCGGCGCCUUCUUCUGUUGCUACGACGACUGCAAGGACGGCGCGUGGCGGAGGGGCCGCGUCCGCAUCGACCUGCUGGAGCUGGACGCCUACUCCAGGGUCUUUUUCCCCACCUCCUUCCUCCUGUUCAACGUGGUCUACUGGGUGGGGUAUCUCUACCUUUAGCGCCGCCUGAUGAUGACAUCACAGAGGAGCUGAAGACGGGCAUACACUGGGGCUAUGUUCGGAAUCCGUCCCCAGCCGCUAUACCGGUGGUUUUUCAACCUUUUACACCAAGUAGCAGGAAAAAAAACUUCUCCAAGUCACACCAUCACGAGCAACAUUAAAAUACAGCAGCAUCGUAGGUGUAUUCAUCAAAAACAAGACAGACGUUUUAGUCCUAAGAAGUACAGUGGAGCCUUGAAAUACGUGUUGAAUUCGUUCUGUGACCACCAUUGAUCUGAAAACCAGAUACAUCAGCGUGCUGUACAAGCCAGGCUAACCGCCGUGCCUAUGUGGCAGCCAUAUUGGGGAGGUCGAUGUUCCUAUCGAAGGCCAUGCAUGAAAUUGGAAUUAAGUCGUAAUUAUUACUUAUUUUUCAACCAAUUUUCAUGAGGUUUACUGUUUUGUCAACAUCAAAGUGUGUGCUAUCAAUACAGCAAAUUUGGGCAAAAAAGAAAACAAAUAUUUUUACCUGUAAAAGGGUUCUCCCAGUUCCAUUGUCAUAAAUGUACCACCUUGUACGCAACUGUAUGCAGCACAAUAUACAGGUGUAAGGUUUCGGGGAGGGUAGGGUUAGGUGGCGAUCCUGCGCCGUCCAGCCACGCUCGAACCCGCGCAUUCAAUACGUCACCAUUUGUAAGUCAAGUGUGCUGACAGCCAGCACCACAUCUACUGUUAGCGUAUAGGUAAAAAUAAGUUUCCAAGGUAAAUACCUAGCUAAAUUCCUAAAUAGCUAUAGUAGCCAUUAGCCUAAAAUGCCUUGCUAACACAUGAUUUUUGCUAAAAAUAAAUAAAAAAAUACGUUAAAUUCAAAUAGUAGCCGACUUAAAGUUCAACACCCUCCUGAGAACAUCCACUGGUAGCGUGUACAAAACGAAAGGUUAUCAGGGUAUAUAGUUAGCGGCGUUAACAACAAGCUAAUAGUAGCCAGUGCUUAAGAAUGUCUCACUAAUAUAUCAUUUAUAGUCGAAAUAAUUACAUUUCAAAUAUUACUUACCUGAGAGCAUCUACAGUUAACAUUUAUUAAAACACAAAAACGCGUGCUAGCUACAGGAAAUGGUUAGCAUUGAUUUACCGUGUAUGCCCAUCUUCAGACAGCAAAACAGCGAAGGCUCGUCAGCGAUGGUCAGACGUUACAAUCUGACGAAGGACAUUCAAACCGUUCUCAGUGCCUUUACGUCCUUUUUACACCACGUUAGAGAAAAAAAAUCCAGACCAGAAGGAAAUGUUUGCUUCAUGACGUGCAUCUGGCCUGGCUUCGUCACACCUUCGCGUCCGUAAAAGUCCGUCUUUUAACCGACUUUCAGCGAUCGUUGGGCCUACUUCACCAUUGUUCAUAAGAAUUCAAGAAUAUACAUGUUAAAAAAAUUUAUUAAGAAAACAACAAACGGCAUUUAGCAUUUUUUAUCAAAUGGUGAUUGCUCUAAAUUAUUUACAUGAAAUGAUAUUUAUGUACAGGAACAUUGCGGAAUAAAUGCUAUUCUCAUAAAUAAUCGGGGAAUCAUUAAUUAAUGAAUAAAAAUUCUAAUGUUCUAAAGUUUCCACAGUAGUUAUUAGUUUGGUAUACUUUCCAUGAUAUUUCAUGAUAUAGGUAUACCACGAGAUUAGGAAUAUUUUAGGAGACUGAUGAGGAAAUAUUUUAGUGGCUAAAGCUAAGAGAAACUAAAGCUCAUAUUCUCCUAUUAUUCCUGAUAAAUAGUAUAAUUUUUACAUACGUUGUGCGUUUACUAAUAUGUAUUGACUGAGGUAGUUUUCAGCAUUUUUGCUACAGUUGGGUUAGUUUUGCUGUGUCUUUUAAGACAAUAUAAACAAUAACAUACAAUAUAGAAGACUUAACCUGAUUUUGCUAGCUAGCUAAUAGUAGUUUUUAAUUUGUCAGAAUAAUAGUUCAAUCUUCAGCAUUCAACCUGCUGUUAUGAAGGUAAAUAGCUAGCUGAGUUGCUAAUAGCUGGUAGCCUAAAUGUCCUUGCUAACAUAUAAUUUUUGGUCAAAAUAUUAGUUUCAUGUAGUGCUUAAACUACUAUGUCUCCUGUUAGGGUGUACUUACACAACAAAGGGUUAGCGGAGUUGCUAACGUGUUAAUAGUAGUCAGUACCUUAAAAUGCCUCACUAACCAAAUCUUUAGGUAAAAAUAUUUAAGUUUCAUAUAGUACUUACCCGAGGACAUUUACUAUUAUCUUAUAUUUACAGUACAUAACGAGAUUAUCAAGGUAAAUGGGUAUCUAUGUUGCUAACUAGCUAAUAUUAGCUCAUGAACGUAAAAUGCAUCACAACAUAUUUUUGAAAUAUAUAUUUAAGUUUAAAAUAGUACACCCUAACAGCUACUGUUAGAUUGUAUGUACACAAUGUUAAGGUUAACUAGCAAAGUUGCAAACUAGCUGAUGGUAGCUGGUAGCCUGAAAUGCUUUGAAAACCAAGCUUUUUUGGGGGUCAAAAUAAGUUUCAAAUAGUAUUCAAGUUAAGUUCAACACCCAUUGUUAGUGUGUACUUACUUACACAAAAAGAGGUUAUCAAGGUAAAUAGCAAACUAAGUAGGUAAUAAUUGCUGGUAGCCUAAAAUGCCUCGCUAACAUCGAAACAAUAUUUAAGUGUAAAGUCUGAAUUUUUAAUUGUGGCGUACGUCGUGUGUUCAUCUUUAAUCAUACGACCGAACGAACAUACGAUAUCGUUUGAUUGUGGUGGAUUGUUUUAUUUAACUUUUCCUUCAAUGCAAUAAUGCCCCAUUGAUGCUAUAUGUUGCUAAUAAUUUACACACGCACGCACAUAAAUCAAUAUUCAGCUGCACCAUAGUAAGCCCCCAACAAGUUUAAGUAUUGUUUGUUCUUUUUUUUUUUUUUUUACAUUAGGUUAUGUUGUUAAUUCAAAUAAGAAAAUAUAUUUUUUACUUUUUUUAUAGAUUGUCAUUUCUUUGUACUUAUUAAUUAACAAUUGAUUAACAUUAUAUUGGUCAUAUUUAAAAGAUAAAUAAAUCUAGUGUGAAAAUAAACCAAAGACACUUCAUUAAUGCAAUGGUAGUUCAAAGUGCGUUGGUGCGUCGGUGGGAGUUUUGUGUUGUGAACGCUGGAACAAGCUAGUUAGCAUUGCUGUGGGAUGUUUGGGUUUUUUUUAAUGUGCAAGCGUUAUUUUUGUUUUCUUGAUUUAUUUUUAUUUUUUAUUUUUAUUGUCGCUGAAGGCAACGUGAUCCCAUGAGAAUUUAAUAGGAAAUCGUACAGAAAAGAAUUCUGCUUAUUUCGACAAAACAGGAAAGGUUGACUUUUCGUCCCAAAUCCUAAUCAAUUCUCGUGAGAAAAGGCUCGAAUCUGUGCGGGGACGCUUUAAUUUUGAAGCUCUCUGCUUUUUUUGUGCAUUUGCAUUCGUUUCAUAUGUGUGGCCUUUCCGCCUGCGUUGACGGCGUACCUCGGGUCAAACGUUGAAACUGUGCUAGCUGGUAUUAAAAAGCGAAGUAAGUAAAUGGGCUGCCAUUUUGUCACAGUCUCGAGGAGGCGGGGAGCCAAUUAGCAUCCGCUUUCUGUUUUAUCGCUUUCAUCUACGGGCGCCAUGCAUUUACUUGAUGAUUUUUCAAGUGUGAAAUACUGCGACGACUACGACAAUGUGGGGUAAUAAAGUUUUUUUAUGAGUGUAAUCAUUUGUCGUCAUUGUGUCUUGUGAACAAUAAACCGCGAUACAGAGGGUGAACGCUGCAACAAAAAACAAAGCAGCGUCUGUAUAAUUAACUAUAAGGCGAUUUAAUUAUAACCUACAACAAUAACCCGGUAAUUGUGGUUGUGUUAACGACCAUGCUGUCCAUUAUAUUGUGGAGGUGCAGAAUAAUGCGGUUUAAUGAGUUGGCAUUAGUGCUGGACUCUCGCAUGGACGUUCCUAGGCAACAGCACAAAGAAAGAUGAAGAGACUCCUCGAGGCUGACGUUCCAAAUGUUGACUGGGGUCAAGUGCUAUCAGAUUCCGGCACUGAUCAGGGUUCACACGUAUUUAAGAUUUCAAAAUUCCAGACUUUAUUUUUUGCUUUUCCUGUCUCUCAGCUCACAACUGCCGCCUUCCCCAUGUUGGAAAUGUCAAACCAGUCCAUACAAAAACUGCAUUUAGUUGAGUCUGUUUUGAAACCCUAACCCUGUUUUGAAAUCCUAAUUUGAAACCCUAACCUUGUCUUGAAACCCUAACCCGGUUUGAAACCCCUCAUUUGAAAACCUAACCUUCUCUUGAAACCCUAAUUUGUAACCCUAACCCCACUUUGAUGCCCUAACACCAUUUUAAAACCCUACUUUUAAACCCGAACCCUGUUUUUAAACCUUAAUUUGAAACCUUAACCUUGUCUUGAAACCCUAAAUUGAAACUCUAACCCUGUUUUAACCUUGUUUGAAACCGUAACCCCAUACAGAAGCCUGAAUUUGAAACCCUAACGCUGUUUUGAAACCUUACAUUGAAACCCUAAAGCUCUAUUUGAAACCUGACCUUGUCUUGAAACCCUGAUUUUAAAUUGUAAUUCUAAAAUAUUUUUAUACUAAAGGGCACAUUUUUAAAGA
Molecule: messenger RNA, 5981 nt
Organism: Phycodurus eques (leafy seadragon)
Lineage: Eukaryota; Metazoa; Chordata; Actinopteri; Syngnathiformes; Syngnathidae
Product: gamma-aminobutyric acid receptor subunit gamma-3
Exons: 8
Coding region: 226-1587 (453 amino acids)
Biological process (GO): nervous system process; regulation of postsynaptic membrane potential; synaptic transmission, GABAergic
Cellular component (GO): postsynapse; neuron projection; synapse
Molecular function (GO): GABA-gated chloride ion channel activity; inhibitory extracellular ligand-gated monoatomic ion channel activity; transmitter-gated monoatomic ion channel activity involved in regulation of postsynaptic membrane potential
Source: RefSeq, a predicted model, not a curated record